CAGAGGAAACGUCAGUAGCACGUCCACGCCUCUCUUUACUGGAUCGCCGAGAUGAAAAAGAGGCGUACAGUCACGGUUACCCAACGCUUCUUGCUUCUCGUUUGUGGCUAUACGUGUUUAUAUGAUCCCUCUACCACGUUUCGGGUAACUAGGAGCAACCGGCCGGUUAAUCCAACGCUAGUUCUUGUCCGUCCGCAAACCCAAAACUUCUGACAGUUCAUAUGCCCCCCCGGCUGCUCCCGCCCCUUUCGUUCAUCAAGUCAACUUACAACACAAAACUUUGACUUCCAAGGGGAAAACACACCAUGGCUCUAAUCACACGCUCAGCCGUACCCGAAGGCCCCCAUCCUUGGAGGUUCUGACGCCCAAUCCCAGUCAUCUCUAAUACCGCCGUGUCACUGUCACCGUCCCCCACCAGCUUCACCACCACACGCACCAUGGCCAUCAUCCCCAACUACGCCCUCCCCUCCACCGAGCUCAUCAUCCCCGACAACCCCUUCCUCCGCGCCGCCAAGCUCGGUUCCGCUCCCCAGCCGCCCGCCCACGAAGACCCCGAAGAACGCCCCCAACUCCGCGUCGCCGCUCUGAUCUCCAACCACCGCUGGAAAGCCGGCAUCCGCGGUCCCUUGCGCCCGCUUCCCCCGCGCUCCGAAGACGUCCAGGGCGCCUACUGGUAUCACGACUGCCCUUACUUUAAAUCCAAAACGCACUGGGUCGAGCGACCACUUCAUUUGCGCCUUGAACCACCCUUCACCGCCGCCGAGCAGGGCGAGGUCAUGCCAGUCGAACUCUGCGACCUAGGCUGCGGCUACCUCGCCCCGCGUGACACCGUUCUCUACAACUCCAAGCGGGUCAUGGUCGAGACCCUCGAAGGGUUCAACUUGCUACCGGGGCGCUUCGACGAUUGGUUCCUCUCCUGCUGCCAGUGCGGAAACUGGGAGUUGAAUUUGCUGAAGGAACACCCGUCGGCGCAGGAUUCGCAUGUGAAAAGGAAAGUGGUUGGGUAUAAUUGCUGUGAACACUGCGAACGGCCGGAUGAGAAUAGGUGUGACUUGUGUUUCAGCCUGACGAAGUACUUGGAGGCGAAUUGUUGGCGGAGUGGGGAGCCGGUUCCCGGGGGUGUGAAGUGGAGGCAUGAGAGGGCGAGGGUGGAGAGGAAGGAGGGGAGGGGGAGGAGUAGGGGGAUGAGUACGGGUAUGACUGCGGCGGGGCCGUUGGCUCUGGCCGCGGUACCUGUGUCGGCGACGGGGACGGUGUUGGGGACGGUGAUGGAGUUUGCUAAUGGGGAGGAUGAGGGGUGGGUAGGGUAGAUGGAUUGGAGAGAUGCAUUGGAAGAGCUCCGGAAGACACAAGGUAAACUUUCCUGUGCGCUCCUUUCUCUUCCAUCGCUGUUUCCUCUUUUUAUACUAGAUUGACCACUCAAAAUGGGCAGUGACCACCCAAAACCCCAUAUCAACAGUUCUUGUCAUUUACCUCUAGGGGAAUGGUUUACGAGCGUGGUUCUUUUUUGUUUACUCAAUCCUAAUCAGGAACUAAAAAUUCA
This is a messenger RNA of Neurospora tetraspora, 1543 nucleotides long. RefSeq lists its product as uncharacterized. The record is from RefSeq and is a predicted model, not a curated record. Bases 438 to 1310 code for a protein of 290 amino acids. NCBI's taxonomy places the organism in Eukaryota, Fungi, Ascomycota, Sordariomycetes, Sordariales, Sordariaceae. The transcript has a single exon.